Molecule: messenger RNA, 858 nt
Organism: Homo sapiens (human)
Lineage: Eukaryota; Metazoa; Chordata; Mammalia; Primates; Hominidae
Product: collagen alpha-1(I) chain-like
Exons: 1
Coding region: 1-783 (260 amino acids)
Source: RefSeq, a predicted model, not a curated record
AUGCAGCGCCCCACGCCUCCCGCCCGAGGGGGCCGCCUAAUUGGCUGCGGGACCGGAGGAAGGGAGGGCGGGCUGCGGGAGGGAGGAGAGGGGAGGGCGGCCGGCCCGCCUCACCCCGCCCCGCCCGCCGCCCCUGCGGGAGCCCGAGCGCCGGCGGCUCCACCCGCGUGCCGCGGACCGUCCCGGCGCCCGCGCCGCGCGCUCUCUCGCCCCGGAGGCUGCCUGUGGACGAGCUCCCCGAGGAGCCGCCGGGCCCCGGAAGUCGCAGGGCUGGGACACCCGACCCGGCAGGGAGCUGAGCCGCGGGGCCACGGCGCCCCGCUGCCUCCCCGAAGUCGGGCGGGCUCCCCGCGCGGCACAUGCAGCCCACUCCCAGCCGCCGCACGGCGCGCUCGCCCGACUUCGGCCGGCUCGCGGCGCUCGGGAAUGCGCGCUCUCCGCCGGGCCCUGCGCCGCGCCCGGGUCGGGGCUCCUGGCGGGGCCGCCCCGCGUCGCUGCGCACGUGCCCUGCUCUUGGGUCCAGCCGCCCGAUCCCCGCUAGCAGGACAGACGCCCGCUGCGCCCCACCCUGCCCGAGCGCGGACAGCCGGCGGGCGCACCCCGGCCCAGCCGGCCUGGAGUCUCCCCGGGGCCCUGGGGCUUCGCCCGCGGUGGGGCAGAAGGCGAAAGCAAAGCGCCGGACCCGGGCGGCUCUCCGCCGAGGAGCCCUGGCGCCGCUGGGCCUCUGACCUUCGCAGGCGCACACCGCCUUCCAUCCCAGAGCCCGGGGGGCAAUUGAUCUGAUUUUUUAAAUGCAUAAAUUAUACCUCGAUUAAAAAAUGAUAAUUAAAAAAAAGCACAUGAGACCUUUGCUGCUAA